Molecule: messenger RNA, 915 nt
Organism: Trypanosoma theileri
Lineage: Eukaryota; Euglenozoa; Kinetoplastea; Trypanosomatida; Trypanosomatidae
Exons: 1
Coding region: 1-915 (304 amino acids)
Source: RefSeq, a predicted model, not a curated record
AUGUUUAUAGGUUCGGAUGAAGAGACUCCUGCGGCGUGCACACCUGGGAAUAGGAGAACCCAUCAGAAUACUGCAAGGACUCAGUUUUCUGAUGUGUCCCUAACAAAAGUUGCGAAUAAGUUACGUGGUCUCCAACGUGAACUUCUUGAAUUUGAUUCGAGUGUACCGGAAAUUGUUAAUUUUUGUGUGGAUGGUAAACGAUUUUCAGUACAGCGUGAUGUUCUGCUUAAAGACCCACAAUCGGUUCUCUUUUUAAUGGCGACCAUGCAUUUUCGCCAGAAUAGUGGCAAAGACCAUGAGAAUGAUAUGAUUGAAAUCCCGUGUAGAGAUGCUGUUCUCUUUGGUAUGCUGCUAAACCUGCUGCGUGGUUACAAGAAUCCUAUUCCAGAAGCCUAUCAUGAAGCCUGUUGCGCAGAGGCACGUUUCUACGGUCUGCAGCAGUCGUGGGAAUCUCAUUACCCUGUUGCUGCUGCUGGUCCAUUCCGUCCACUAUCGUGCAGUGACAGACUGUUCUCAGAUGUAGUAUGCGCCGCAGCGAGUCCUUUCUAUUCGAGUGGACUACAUGUUAUUACAUUCGGCGUGGUGCGCUGUGAUACAGCAGCAGUUGGAGUUGUGGCAGAGGGCGCAUGUCUCUGCAGUAUGGAGAGCAUCGGUAGAUGUGAGGGACUAGCACUCUGUUGGAAUGAUGGAAGAGUAGCGCAUAACUUUGGGGCACUUGUUGCUGAAAAAACGGGUUACGCAUUUGCUCCCAAUGCGGUAAUUAAGGUAGAGUUGGACUGCGAAGAAAACAUUGUAAAGUGGACACUAUCGGGGGAUCAAUGCGUGGCAGUAGUGAGGCUACCACCGCAUACCUCCUAUGCAUUCGCGGCAGUUGCCGUAAAGUCAACAGAGGUACAGAUACUACGUGGAGAAUGA